Medicago truncatula (barrel medic) is the source of this 1369-nucleotide messenger RNA. RefSeq names its product protein LOW PSII ACCUMULATION 1, chloroplastic. The transcript is spliced from 4 exons. The record is from RefSeq and is a predicted model, not a curated record. Bases 112 to 1113 code for a protein of 333 amino acids. Lineage: Eukaryota; Viridiplantae; Streptophyta; Magnoliopsida; Fabales; Fabaceae.
AUCCAAAAAAAAAAAGGAGAUAGAUAUGUGACCUCAGGAUGAUCAGUUAGUUGAGUUUCACCUUUCCUUGCACAUGGCAAACUACUGAAACAUUCACUCUGGAACCAAACCAUGGCAUUAGCAACGUUUGGUUCUACUUCUGCUAACUCUAACACUUUGUUCCUCACUCUCCCAACACCACCUCCAUGUUUCAUCCACAAUCAUCGUACCAAUUUUAUGUUCAGUUCCUCAAGACUCAGUUAUGGUCACACUCACACUCUUUACUAUUCUCACCAAAGAUCUUCUGUUCCCACUAUUGUUUGUUCUGCUUCCAAUAAACCAUCUACUUCUCCUCAAAUUAGCUCUACAGCCAGGAUAAGGAGUGAGGUUCUAUCUCCCUUUCGGGCAGUUAGGAUGUUCUUUUACACCGCUUUUGUUGCAAGUGCUUCUCUUGGGACACUCAUAGCAAUCUCACAACUAAUUGGUGCACUGUCUAAUCCAUCAAGAGCUUCCGAAGUUUCUGAAAUUCUCAAGGGUCUCGGCAUUGACAUUGGAGCAGUAUCUUUGUUUGGUUUCCUAUACUAUAGAGACAACAAAGCCAAGAAUGCACAAGAGGCUCGGCUCUCAAGAGAGGAAAUUUUGUCAAAUCUUAAGCUCCGUGUGAGCGAGAAAAGGAUCAUUCCGGUUAACUCAUUGAGAGGAAUUGCUCGACUUGUAAUAUGUGCCGGCCCAGCAUCAUUCAUAACCGAGUCUUUUAAGCGAAGUGAACCUUUCACAGAAAAUCUUUUGGACAGAGGAGUGCUUGUUGUUCCCUUAGUAACAGAUGGAAAUUCGCCUGCUUUGGAGUUUGAGGAGACUGAGGAGACUGACGAGGCAAAGCAACUUGCCACCAGAAGGAAGAGACUAUGGCAGCUAGCUCCAGUUAUCACCUCCGAGUGGUCCGAGUGGUUAGAUGAACAAAAAAAGAUGGCAGGUGUAUCCUCUGACUCUCCGGUGUAUCUCUCUCUACGCUUGGAUGGUCGAGUUCGUGGAAGUGGUGUUGGUUAUCCACCUUGGAAUGCUUUCGUUGCACAAUUACCGCCGGUAAAGGGAAUCUGGACUGGCCUACUAGAUGGCAUGGAUGGCAGAGUUUAGAAGUUCUUUUCCAUACUCUUGAAGGAUGAUCUCUCUCUCAUAUACUCCUCCCCCUUAUACAAGGAGUUCAGCCCUAGGUUUCUUUCUUUUCUUUUUGCCUCUGGUUUUGUUUCCCUAUAGUGCAUAUUCUAUCAAACUUUUAUAAUUUUUCGUCCUAGUCUUCUUAUAUAUUUAAUGUACUUAAAAUCAUAUAUUUAGUUUAGGACAAACUAUGUCUCUUUUAAUAUUUAAUGUAUAGCUUUUUUGUUGUUGUUUA